This is a messenger RNA of Lachnellula hyalina, 1056 nucleotides long. RefSeq lists its product as uncharacterized. Bases 1 to 1056 code for a protein of 351 amino acids. The transcript has 3 exons. Lineage: Eukaryota; Fungi; Ascomycota; Leotiomycetes; Helotiales; Lachnaceae. The record is from RefSeq and is a predicted model, not a curated record.
AUGUCGAAUACCUUCAAUCUGCUCAGGAGUCCGGGUGGUAUCGACCUCGUUCCCGAGGUUUGCUUGAGGGUUGCGGAACAUGCGAUUGACGAAGAUCCGAAGGCCGCGGCAGUCUUACUUGGUGUUUCCAAGGUCAAUGAUAAUCUCCCAUUGCAACUGAGACAUCAGUCGUUCCGGUCUUUACUUCAAUCAUACGAAACGUCAAUUACGAAGGCACUCUCCAAGCAUGACGACCGUCUCAUCUACGUCAAUUCCUCAGAACCAUUGGUAUUUUCUUCACGUAUACCUCCUCGCGACGCCAUCGUAUAUUCUCUUACAUACGAAUGGUACCUAGAAAUGCGGACACGGAGUUCCCAGCUCGAGUAUCUCACAGACCAUGAAAUAACUCACAUGGACGACGACAGGAACGGCUGGCCUACGCUCGACGUACCUAAAGGGGAGCUUCGACAGCGUGUGAGGGCGUUCAAAAAGCGGGCAUUUUGCCUGCUAUAUAGGUUGGCGGAUUGUACAGCAGGAGUCGAUGGCACGCAUAGUAUCCGUGCCGCGCAGGCACAAUUCCUAGAAUGUCUCAACGAAAUGGAACUCUCUGCCCUUGGGUGUUUGGUGGAGGUCAUCGGCCAAGGUUUCUUCAAUAUCACCAAGAAGGCGCUUCUUGCCUCCCCUCCUACGAGUCUGGGUAGCAGCAGCACACGUAUCGCUCCUGCAUCAUCGAGUUCCCAGCCUGAAGUAACUUCCCCGACCUUAUGGAAUGAUCCGAGUAGUGACAACUUAACUCGAGAGCGCAUGUGUGUGUUCGAGGACAGGAUUCAGCGGUAUGGCCCUUAUUUCGCGUGGUCGUAUGUAGCCGAUUCGAAGAAUCGCAACCGAAAACACAAACUUUGGGCGGAGUCGGAGCUCCAACAUGGGCUAGACGACAUGAACGCUUUUGAACUUGGAUAUACUAUGUCAUAUGCGAGUUUGCAGAGCGUGGUUUGGAAGGUGUUUUGCAGGAAGACUAAUUGUGCGCUUCAAGAUAGCUGGAAUGAGGCUAGAAAGUUGGUAGAGUCAGGCAUGUGA